AUGAACAAUAUUAACAAUAGUAACAAAAAGAAUAUGGGUAACAGCAAAGAUAAUAAUAGAACAAAUAAUAAAAAUAAAAAUAGCAAUAGCAACAAUAACAAAAUUGAAAAAACCACGGUGACAGUUCCAACAGCAACUCCAACUCCUCCACCAUUAGUUGUAAUAGGAACAAAAGAACAACCAACUUCUUCCACUGUUCCACCAAACUCACCAUCCACACCAUCUACACCAUCUACACCACCUACAUCAUCCACACCAUCUGCACCUCCCACACAAAAUACACCAGCUUCCACAUCAACUACACCACCCACACCAAAUUCUAAAAAACCAAGAGGUCAAAGAAGGGGUGGCAAUAGACAGCAAAAAGAUGAAAAUAAAAAAGUUAGUGGCACUACUCCAGUUAAUAUAUCCCCAGCCCCACCACCAACCCCCACUGCUCCAGUAAUACCUUCAGUUACACUAACAGAAACAACCACUACUGUUGCAGGCCAAUCACAAAAUAAAAGAAAAGGAGCAAGAGAUAAUAGAGAUAAUAGAGAUAAUAGAGACAAUAGGGAUAGUAGAGAUAAUAGAGACAAUAGGGAUAGCAGAGAUAGUAAAAAAGACAAUAGAGAUAAAAGAGAAAAUAGAGAAAAUAGAGAAAAUAGAGAAAAUAGGGAAAAUAAAGAUAAUGUAGAGAAAGAAAAAGAAAAAGAAAAAGAAAAAGAAAAAGAAAAAGAAAAAGAAAAAGAAAAAGUGGUUAUUAAAGAAUCAAAUAUAAAUAUAAAAAAUGAAACAGAACCACAAUUAAAAGAUAAUAAUAAUAAUAAUAAUAAUAAUAAUAAUAAUAAUAAUAAUAAUAAUAAUAAUAAUAAUAAUAAUACAGAAAAAAGAAGAAAAAACAAAAGUAGACCAAAUGGUAGUGCCACCAGCAGCAACAACAUAAAAAAAGAUACAGUUGAAGAAAUAGUAAAAAAAACUGAAGAAAUUAAAAUUUCAACAACAAAACCUGUUGAUCCACGACCACAACAAACAAACACACCUACCCCAACUACUGCAGGUAAAGAACUUCACCAACAAAGACAAAGCCACAAAGGGAGAAGCCAAGAAAAAACAGAGAUUGGUUCUCCUAAAGUUUUGGCUGCAGAAGUAAAUAAAGAGAAAUAUAGUAACAAUAGUAAUAAUACUAACAAUUAUAUAAAUAAUAACAAAAAUAUUAAUGCAACUACUACUAGUAAUGGUAGCAGAGGCGUUAGAACAAAUAACAAAUCAAAUAUUAAAAAUAAUAAUAAUAAUAAUAAAACUACGGAUACUAAUAGUAUAAAUAAUAAGACUCAAGCACCAAAGGAACCACAAUUACCAAAAGAAAAUAAUAAUAAUAUAAAUAGUAUAAAUAAUAAUAUAAAUAAUAAUAGAAAAAAAGAUAAUGAGGGAAAUUUUGAAAGUAAAUCUGGAAGAUUUAAAAUAUCUUCUAUGAAACAAGAUACCUUAAAAUCAGAUCCAUCAACAGCUGUAACAACAAAUGUAGCUACAUCGAAAAAUAUAAACUCAUCUACUUCAAGUCCAGUUUUUGUAUCUAAAUCAUCACCAGCUUCACCAUCACAUAAUAUAACCACCACAACUACCACAAGUUCAUCAGCAACAGUAAACAGUAAAGAACAGCAACACAAGAAAAAAGGUAAUAAAAACCACCACAGAAAAAAUCAAUCAGUCGAUUCAAAUAAAUCAUCAAACGAAACUACUGUAGAUUUAAAAGCCUCUGAAAUUUCCACAGCAGCUAUUACAUUGGAUACCACAUCAAAACAAACACCAUCACAACCACAGUUACAAUCACAAUCACAACCACAAUCACAGCCACCACAAUCAUCGCAACUACCACCACAACCAAAACAAUCAAAACCACAAGGAAAGCUUGAAAAAGUUGAGGAAAAAACAGAGACCAUAGAAAAAUUGACCGUGGAAAAUAAUAUUGCUUCAACACCAGAUGUAAAACAAGAAAAAGAAAAAGUCGAAGAGAAAACUGAAAUCAAAGUUGAAAAAAUAGAAGUAAAGGUCGAAAAAGUACAUCAAUCACCACCACAAGAGGAAAAUAAACUACAAACUAUUGAAGCAAAUCAACAAUACCUUAAUUAUCAACCACAACACCAUAUAAACUAUCAAUACCAACCAUCAACACCACAACACCCAUAUUAUCAUUUCCAACCUCAACAACACCAACCAGUUUACUACCAACCACAACAACAACAUUAUCAAGCAUAUUACCAACCACAACACUCACCAAAUAGAAAAUCAAAUGGUGAAUUUAACACAGCAUAUGAUCCAAAUACUAAACCACACAAACCAAAAACACCAAAAGCACCAAAAAAUCAACAACAUCAAAUUCCAUCUCAUUUGCCAAUUCCACCACAACAAUAUUACCAUCAAUACCAAGGUUAUCAAGAUCCAUUUUAUGUUUAUGGUCUUUAUGGUCCACAAUAUUAUUCACAAGAUUAUUCACAGGAUUAUUAUUAUCCAAAUAACCAUUAUUCCCCAACUGGUGGUUACCCACAACCUUAUGCUUAUCAACAACAACACUAUUCACCACCACAACAAUAUCAUCAACAGCCAACUCACCAAAUAACCCAACAACCGGAAACUGAAAAUAAAUAA
This is a messenger RNA of Dictyostelium purpureum, 2628 nucleotides long. RefSeq lists its product as uncharacterized. Bases 1 to 2628 code for a protein of 875 amino acids. NCBI's taxonomy places the organism in Eukaryota, Evosea, Eumycetozoa, Dictyosteliales, Dictyosteliaceae. The transcript is spliced from 3 exons. Gene Ontology annotation, biological process: protein transport to vacuole involved in ubiquitin-dependent protein catabolic process via the multivesicular body sorting pathway. The record is from RefSeq and is a predicted model, not a curated record. Gene Ontology annotation, cellular component: endosome.